Messenger RNA from Torulaspora globosa, 2043 nucleotides. Its product is annotated as transketolase family protein. Gene Ontology annotation, biological process: pentose-phosphate shunt. The record is from RefSeq and is a predicted model, not a curated record. NCBI's taxonomy places the organism in Eukaryota, Fungi, Ascomycota, Saccharomycetes, Saccharomycetales, Saccharomycetaceae. The coding region runs from base 1 to 2043 and encodes 680 amino acids. The transcript has a single exon. Gene Ontology annotation, molecular function: transketolase activity. Gene Ontology annotation, cellular component: cytosol.
AUGGUUGAAUACACCGACAUUGACAGGCUAGCUAUCUCUACCAUCAGAUUGUUGGCAGUGGAUGCCGUGUCCAAGGCGAACUCUGGUCACCCGGGUGCGCCAUUGGGGAUGGCACCAGCAGCUCACGUUUUGCUGAGACACAUGCGUAUGAACCCAAAGAACCCAGAUUGGAUCAACAGAGAUAGAUUUGUGUUGUCCAACGGUCAUGCGUGUGCUUUGUUGUACUCUAUGUUGCACCUGACUGGCUACGAUUUCUCGAUUGAGGACCUGAAGCAGUUCAGACAGUUGAACUCGAAGACUCCAGGCCACCCAGAGUUCGAGUUGCCCGGUGUCGAGGUCACGACAGGUCCUUUGGGUCAGGGUAUCUCGAACGCAGUUGGUAUGGCCAUCGCUCAGGCUAAUUUGGCCGCUACUUACAACAAGCCGGGUUUCACCCUUUCUGACUCCUACACCUACUCGUUCUUGGGUGACGGUUGUUUGCAAGAAGGUGUGUCCUCUGAAGCCUGUUCUUUGGCCGGUCACUUGCAAUUGGGUAACCUGAUUGCCAUCUACGAUGACAACAAGAUCACCAUUGAUGGUGACACUGAUGUGUCGUUCACUGAAGACGUGUUGAAGAGAUACGAGGCUUACGGUUGGGAAGUUCUGACCGUUGAAAACGGUAACGAGGACUUGGACGCCAUCUCCAAGGCUAUCGAAAAGGCACAACAAUCCAAGGACAAGCCCACUUUGAUCAAGAUGAGCACAGUUAUCGGCUUCGGUUCUCUGCACGCCGGUUCGCACGCCGUUCACGGAGCGCCAUUGAAGGCUGACGAUGUUAAGCAAUUGAAGAAGAAGUUCGGUUUCGACCCUGAGCAGUCCUUUGUUGUCCCACAGGAGGUGUACGACUUCUACCAAAAGAACGUCGCUGAACCAGGUGCCAAGUUGAACGCUCAGUGGGACAAACUCUUCGAGGAGUACCAACAAAAGCAUCAACAGUUGGGUCAAGAUUUGGCUAGAAGAUUGAGCGGUAAGUUGCCAGAAAACUGGUGUUCUAAGCUACCAACCUACGCUCCAAAGGACGGCGCUAUCGCCACCAGAAAAUUGUCAGAAAUCACUUUGGAAAACAUCUACGCUGAAUUGCCAGAAUUGAUCGGUGGUUCCGCUGAUUUGACCCCAUCUAACUUGACCAGAUGGAAGGAGGCCGUUGAUUUCCAACCUCCUUCUUCCGGUUUGGGUGACUACUCUGGUAGAUACAUCAGAUAUGGUAUCAGAGAGCACGGUAUGGGUGCCAUCAUGAACGGUAUCUCCGCUUUUGGUGCUAACUACAAGCCAUUUGGUGGUACCUUUUUGAACUUUGUUUCUUACGCUGCUGGUGCCGUUAGAUUGGCCGCUCUCUCUGGUCACCCAGUUAUCUGGGUUGCCACUCACGACUCCAUCGGUUUGGGUGAAGACGGUCCAACCCACCAGCCUAUCGAAACUUUGGCUCAUUUCAGAGCUAUCCCAAACUUGGGUGUCUGGAGACCAGCUGACGGUAAUGAAGUUUCUGCUGCUUACAAGAGCGCUUUGGAAUCUAAACACACGCCACACAUCAUCGCUCUUUCCAGACAAAACUUGCCACAGCUUGAGGGUUCUAGUGUUGAGAAGGCCUUGAAGGGUGGUUAUGUUCUACAGGAUGUUGCCAACCCAGAUAUCGUUCUUGUGGCCACUGGUUCUGAGGUCUCUUUGUGUGUUGAAGCUGCCAAGAUCUUGAAGGACAAGCACGUUAAUGCCCGUAUCGUGUCCUUACCUGAUACUUUGACUUUCGACAAGCAAUCUGAGGAAUACAAGUUGUCUGUUCUCCCUGACCGUAUCCCAAUUCUCUCUGUCGAAGUCCUAAGUACUGCUGGCUGGUCCAAAUACGCUCAUCAAUCCUUUGGUCUAAACAGAUUUGGUGCUUCCGGUAAGGCCGCUGACGUUUUCAAGAUGUUAGAUUUCGUUCCAGAAGGUGUUGCUUCCAGAGCUGAGAAGACCAUUGCCUUCUACAAGGGCAGGGAAGUCGACUCCCCAUUGAGAACUGCUUUCUAA